AUGAUAUCCAACCAAGCCAAAAUAAAUGCUAUUGUGAAAAAUAUUGGAAGACCUCAGGAAUCCGUUUCUGACAACAGAGGUAAAAGGAUUAAAAAAUUUAAACGAUCCGUCAAAAGCGCAAAAAACAAAGACAAAUCUUCUAGAAAUGCUUCUUUAUCUGGUUCCAAAAGUGGUAAAAAAUUACCAGCUUCAAAAUUAAACACACGUAAUAAAGAUACUAGUAUUAAUAUUAAAGUUGAUUGCAACAAAACAAAAUUAGAACCGCCUUUAUUGGAAAACGAGGAUGCAAUAAACCAAAUGUUUAAGAAUCAUGCUGUACUCGCCGAUAUCAUCAGCAAUUCUGAAAAUGCAGGCCCCAUUGAAUUAAAUACUAGAAAAACACGAGCCAGAUUCUAUUCCAAUCCUGGCCACGAUGAUGAAUCUGUGUCCGCCUUUUCGACAGGAAAUUCAUUUAGGGAUCGGUUAUCAUUUGGGGAUUCCUUGAAUCCAAAUCAGUUUUCGUCAAAUUAUCCUUAUGGGAUUCCAUCAUCAAAUCAGAGACAAAAUAAUGCUGAUGAUGCAGAAGGAGUUAACUUCAACUAUGCAGAAGGGCUGACGCCGACACGGAUUGUGAGGCUGAAACAGGGCCUUGUACAAGGGCAAAUCGUAGAAGCAAAAAUGCAACAUGCCCUACCAGGCGUGGAAAGGUAUCUGGGAUUGCCGUAUGCAGCUGCUCCUGUUGGCGGAUUAAGAUUUAUGCCUCCUGGAACAGCUCCUCCAUGGACAGGUUUGCGGUCAGCCAAUCAUUUGCCUCCCGUUUGCCCGCAGACGCCACCGCCGCUAACGGCAUCGUCAAUGGGCCGAAAUCCUUCAUCAUCCGGAGGCUCCGGAGUAUCUCCCGGAAGGUAUGCCCAAUUAAAAAGGCUACUUCCUUAUCUGAGGAACCAGAGUGAGGAUUGUUUGUACUUGAACAUAUACGCUCCUUUGCAAGAAGACACAGGUCCAUUAUAUAAGUAUCCUGUACUAGUUUUCAUCCAUGGUGAAUCUUAUGAAUGGGGCAGCGGUAAUCCAUAUGAUGGAUCAGUCUUGGCAGCCUAUGCGAGAGUGGUUGUCGUCACUGUCAACUUCAGGCUGGGCAUUUUGGGGUUUAUGCGUCCAGGUAUUAAUGAGCAUACAGUAUCAAAUUUUGCACUUUUGGACCAAAUAGCGGCUUUGCAAUGGAUAAAAGACAACAUUGAACGAUUUGGUGGAGACAGAGGUGCUGUCACAGUUGCAGGUCAUGGCACUGGUGCGGCCUGUGCAAGCCUUCUGAUGGUCUCGCCCGUUGCAAAUGGAUUGUUUCAUCGUGCGAUUCUUAUGUCAGGAUCAGCAUUAUCGAUUGGGCAAUGGCAAGUACCCACUACAGUCCACAAUGCAACAAUGCUGGAUCAAGAGCUAUUUUCAUUUGCAACCAUAUUGCUACCAAUAUUUCCAAAUGAAAACUGUUGUCACCAUUGCUUGACAACAAGAUGCUUAAAGUGGGAAGAAUCUGGUACCUCCGAUGAUUCAGACCCAGUCUUUCUAGCCACUUACCUACAAGCCAACCAACAAUGA
Ctenocephalides felis (cat flea) is the source of this 1572-nucleotide messenger RNA. RefSeq lists its product as uncharacterized. Gene Ontology annotation, biological process: postsynaptic membrane assembly; modulation of chemical synaptic transmission; presynaptic membrane assembly. The transcript is spliced from 7 exons. Gene Ontology annotation, molecular function: neurexin family protein binding; signaling receptor activity. Bases 1 to 1572 code for a protein of 523 amino acids. NCBI's taxonomy places the organism in Eukaryota, Metazoa, Arthropoda, Insecta, Siphonaptera, Pulicidae. The record is from RefSeq and is a predicted model, not a curated record. Gene Ontology annotation, cellular component: cell surface; synapse; postsynaptic membrane.